AUGCCUUUCUCCGUCGCUCUCGCUGGGCUGGGGGCACUUUUCGUUCCCUUGACAGCAGCAUUUGUUGUUCCCAAGGUCCUUACCCAACAUCAAUUGAGCGCGUCAACCGACUCAUCAUUUCUCGAAAGCAGUAUUUUCAGACCACAGUCCAGUGCUGAUACCUUUACCACCGGUCAAUAUGAGUUCCACAUUGAGAGCGAUUAUCACAUUGAGAAUGAUUUUACCCCUCCGUUCAGCGGGAUCGCAACAUUUGCCCACCUGAAUUGGACUAAUUGCUUUGUCCCGGCUAGCGAUGAGACUUUUGAUAUUGGUAUUGUCGGUGCUCCAUUCGACCUAGGUGUUACCUAUCGACCAGGUGAACGAUUUGGUCCCCUUGGGACGAGAUCAGGGUCACGUCGAUUAGACCCCGGUUUCGCAUAUAGUAUGGACCAUAUGGUCAAUCCUUUUACAGACUGGGCAUCUAUUAUUGACUGCGGCGAUAUCUCUAAUACCCCAUUCGAUAAACUUCAAGCUAUUCACGAACUAGAGGCCGGGUGGACGAAGACUGCCUCAAGAAAGCCACAAAAUAAGGAAAAGGGCAAAUAUGUCAGACUGAUUUCGAUUGGAGGAGAUCAUACAAUUACACUUCCGGCGAUCCGAGCAUUGAAACAUACCUGGGGCAAGGUUGCAGUCCUUCACUUCGACUCCCACCUUGAUACAUGGGACCCGAAGCAGCUAGGGGGUGGAUUAACAAAAUACUCUGAAGUAACCCAUGGAAGUAUGCUCCAUAUAGCACACGAGGAAGGGCUGCUAUCCAACGACAGCAACAUGCAUCUAGGAUCGCGAUCCAUGCUCUUUGAUAAAUUCUACGACUUGGAUAAUGAUGUACGCUGUGGAUUCACUAUUAUCCGUGCCCGAAUGAUCGAUGAGAUUGGAAUCGACGAGAUUAUUCGGAGAAUUGUAAACACAGUCAGUGAUAACUAUGUUUAUGUCAGCAUUGACAUCGAUGUACUCGACCCCGCCUUCACGCCUGCGACUGGAACCAUUGAACCUGGUGGUUGGACGACACGGGAGCUUCUCCGUAUUUUGUAUGGUCUGUCGCAAGCUGGCCUGCCCAUUAUUGGCGCGGAUGUUGUAGAGUUUGCCCCUGUGUACGACAACAAUGCAGAUACGACGGCAAUUACGGUGACUCAGAUCAUCUAUGAGCUUCUUCAGUGGAUGGUCCAUGUUCCUGUGAAAGCAUAG
Penicillium psychrosexuale is the source of this 1224-nucleotide messenger RNA. Its product is annotated as agmatinase. The record is from RefSeq and is a predicted model, not a curated record. Bases 1 to 1224 code for a protein of 407 amino acids. The transcript is spliced from 4 exons. Lineage: Eukaryota; Fungi; Ascomycota; Eurotiomycetes; Eurotiales; Aspergillaceae. Gene Ontology annotation, molecular function: agmatinase activity; metal ion binding.